Messenger RNA from Acanthopagrus latus (yellowfin seabream), 4816 nucleotides. It is a transcript of the gene arfip1, whose product is annotated as ADP-ribosylation factor interacting protein 1 (arfaptin 1). Gene Ontology annotation, molecular function: phospholipid binding; protein domain specific binding. Gene Ontology annotation, cellular component: trans-Golgi network membrane. Gene Ontology annotation, biological process: intracellular protein transport; regulation of Arp2/3 complex-mediated actin nucleation. The coding region runs from base 447 to 1970 and encodes 507 amino acids. NCBI's taxonomy places the organism in Eukaryota, Metazoa, Chordata, Actinopteri, Spariformes, Sparidae. The transcript has 10 exons. The record is from RefSeq and is a predicted model, not a curated record.
CAUAAACGUUAACGACGAAGGCUUGACCAGCAUAACAGUCGAUUAAUUUUCGUAUUUUAAUCUGAAACUUGUCUUGAUAUAUUUCCCCGGAUAUAGGGAAUAUUAAAUUAGCUUUUUAAAGACAGGCGACACAAGCUGCAAGCAACAUAUUUUGACAGCAGGGGGAGAGCGCAUGCCGCAAAUGAUGCUGUCUGCUCCUGAUGACAGCCGAGGGCCCGCACUCUGGAUCUGUCUUUCCGGGGUUCAAACAGCAAGACUACUGUGCUUGAAGAGAAAGGACCACCGAUGAUCGUUUGUUAGCACAUAUAUGCAUCGUUUGCCCUAACAGCAGGCGCACCGCUUUUCAGAGAAACGUCCAGUGCGCGACACGACACUGAGGAUUUCAGAGAGCGACUACAUCGGCUAACAGUUCACAGCUAAACAGUUAGCCACGGCCGCAGUCAGGUAUGUCUGAAGUUAGUCUUGAAGCUGAAUCGAGGAACACCUCAGCCGAGGACCCUCAGAUGGAUUGUGAGGAGGAGGCUGACAAAGCAGAGGAGAGUUUGAGUGAGGAUGUUAAACAGGAGAGCGUAGACAACAGCAGGGAAGUAGAGGACAGAGACGAAGUGCUGUACGACAUUGAUAUUGACAGUGCUAGCGAAAAUGCAGAAAACAGUGGCGAGGAUGUUCAGGAGGAGGAUGAGGGCGUUAAGAGCGAGAGUGUGGUGACGCACAGUGACAGUGAUGCUGCACACGUGUCUGACAGUGUAGACGAUGGCCGGCACGAGACAAAUCACCAUGUUGAGACAGCUGAAACACCAGAGGAAAGUGGAGAUUCGCACACUGAAACAAAGGAAAGCACAAUGACUGAGGAGUCCCAUAGAAGCUCAGCCGCUGAGAUCCCAGUCACCAGCAACGGAGAACUGGAUCAGAGCCCUGAGACAGUUUUCCAGAGGGACUCUUACCCCAGUGUUCCUGGGGCCCUAAACCUUUCAGAGUCCAGUGUCAGCCCCAGCAACUAUGCUUCAACAACAGAGGGCAUCAUUGAAUCCGGACCAUACAAAGGGUCAGCAAGCCUGCCCACGUCUCCCGUGGCACCUGUAGCUCCCAACUCGGCUGUUGCUAGCCGCCUGGCACGCUCUUCCAGCGAUAGUCAGGCUGAGAAAGGCCCGAUGAAAGCACAGCCAAAGAGUGGAGCGGUGGUCCUCUCAGAUGACUUAAAGAACCCAGCCAUGGAAAAACUGGACCUUGUGAGAAAGUGGAGCAUCAACACAUAUAAAUGUACCCGGCAGAUCCUGUCAGAGAAGCUGGGUCGGGGCUCCAGGACUGUGGACAUGGAGCUGGAGGCUCAAAUCGAAGUCCUCCGCGACAACAAGAGAAAGUACCAACAAGUAAUCAAGCUGGCUCAGACGCUGGCCAAUCAGCUGACCCAGAUGAUGCAGACGCAGAGGCAGCUGGGCGACGCCUUCGCCGACCUCAGCCUCAAGUCACCAGAACUCCACGAGGAGUUUGGUUACAAUGCUGACACCCAAAAGCUUUUGGCCAAAAAUGGAGACACACUGCUGGGUGCAAUCAACUUCUUCAUCUGCAGUGUUGAGACACUCGUGGACAAAACGAUCGAAGACACCAUGCUUAAUAUCAAGCAGUAUGAAUUCGCCAGGGUUGAGUAUGACGCGUACCGUACAGAUUUGGAGGAGCUGAAUCUGGGGCCACGUGACGCCACCACCAUGCCCAAGAUCGAGCAGUCCCAGCAGCAGUUCCAGAUCCACCGUGAGAAGUACGAGAGGAUGCGAAACGACGUCUCCGUCAAGCUGAAGUUCCUGGAAGAGAACAAGGUAAAGGUGUUGCAUAACCAGCUCAUCCUGUUCCAUAAUGCCAUAGCUGCGUACUACGCUGGAAACCAACAGCAGCUGGAACAGACACUCAAGCAGUUCCACAUCAAGUUGAAAAUGCCAGGUGGGGACAGUCCAUCCUGGCUGGAAGAGCACUAAUCACUCCUUAUGAAGCCCUCGUGGCACGUUCUGCAGAAACUACAGGAAACCCCUCCCCCUUUAAACUCUACUGUCAAUGCCUUUUCAAACUUUAAGAAUUGUAAAUCUUUUAACUCAAUACACGAAUCGUGAAACAAAAAAAAAAAAAAAAAACCCUUCCACAAUCCGUUUAACUGUUGAUGUUGAAUCAACCCUUUUCUUUCGAAUCAUAGGAAACGCACUUUUAUACUGUUUGACAAAUCUGUUGAACAGGAGUUGCUGCAGUUAACACAUUUGGAAACUGUAAAUGGCCUUUUGUAUUCCAGCAUAUGAAUGUUGUAUCUCAAAUGGCGGACAGCUUGGCUCUGUAAGGGCAGCUAUGGGAUAAAAAACAAAACAAGAAAAAACUUCCAUUUUGCUCACUUUGUUUGAAUUACUCUUGUCAGCUGACUGAAAUGAUACCUUAUGAAAGUGUAAUCAAGAAGCGUCAGGAGACUCUGAUCAUGCCCUGAUUGGACUUUUCAUCUGUACUGAUAAACUGCAUUCAGAUAUCUGGAUCAUGCAAACUGGUCACUUUUACCAGCAAACUCUGAUUAAAGAAGUAGUUAGACAGUGUCAGAAAUAUGCUUAUUUGCUUUCUUGCUGAGAGUUCAACACCGCUGUCGUAUCUGUCUUUUCCAUACAAGACCGAUCACCAUGUUUGUUUACUGUAACUUCUGGAUAGAAAACCACUGCAUCACCCAAUAGGCUCCAUUUGCCUUGUUAUUAUUAUGUUAAUUCCAAGUGCAUAAAUCUUAUUCAUCUAUAUUGCAUGCUUGAUGCUUCAUAUCUCAUUAAUAACAACUCUUUCACCCAUUAGGUAACAGAAAUGACAGCUUGCAUUUGCCCCAAACUAACAAUUGGUCUCAGAUGUUGCUGCUGUGUAGAAGAAGCUAGCCAAGCACCACAGUGCAUGAAAUAAGCACAACAGACAGAAACAUCAGGUCUUUAGAGUUGUGGCUGAAAUUGACAACAGAAGAAUCAAGUUGUCACAUGACUUCUUUCGCCAGUUGUCAAAAAGUGACUGUUGUUGUUUGCAGGACAUGACGGUGAAUUGGUCUACAUGGCUGCAUCCAGUUGAUGUUAGCUUAGCUUAGCAUAAAAGGCUGAAAACCAGAAGACCACUGGCUUUGUCCAAAGGUAAAAUAUUAUGCCUGCCAGCAUCUCUAAACAUCACUAAUUACAAAAACCACAGUGUAAAAACAAAAUCAAGCUGUGUUUUUUACUGCAGGUUGUUAAUGUGCCCCAGAACAGAGUCCGGCUGGCUGUUUCCACCUGAUUCCAGUCUUUAUGCUAAACUACGCUAACAAGUUGCAAGAUGGAUGUAUCAAAAAAUAAUCUGGGCACAGUGUCAGAGUCGAGGCACUAUUGACUCCUAUGAACACUCGCUAACUUGAAGGCUAACUUCUUGUUCAACCCUCCAAUAACUUGAUGGGGAUAAAUCUUCUAGACUUUCCAAAUGUUGUCAAACCAAAUGGAUCAAACUCAGAUUUUUCAUUCCAUAGAAAAUGUUUUUCUACCAAUUUACAGCUGCUUCUUUCACAAUGAAAGCGUUUGUGAGAGACUCUUUGGAACAAGUGUGCAUUAUUUUACAUUGUAAUUACCGGGUUUGACUACUAUGUCAAAUUGGCUUCAAAGCCUGGCGCUCCCUCUGGGGGCUUGAGCUGCAGGCUGAAGCUGAGACCAGUAUAGAUCUCCUCGUCUAACUCUCUGCAAGAAAACAAAUAAGACUUCUUUCCGACCAUGUCUUUUAAAUGAUGUUUAAAAAGUCACAUUGAUGGCUGUUCACAACAAAUCUUUGCAUGUAUUGAUAUGAUUGUUUUGACACAAUGCUACUUUUAAUCAAUAUUGCCCUGUUUUUGUUUUGUUUUUUUUCAAGCAUUUUCCAAAAUUGGCACAUGGUAUGAGUGAAUGGGUUAAAGUGGUGAUUCUGUUAAAUUACAGAGAAAAUGAAGGAGCAGCCUUAUGUGACUAAAUGUGCCUUGAUUUCUUGAAUUUGUUCUUCUCUUCCCCUCCGUGUUACGAUUCCUGGACUUAUUACUGAAAACAGGCACUCGGGACCAACUCUUGAAGGAAGAGAAUGGACCAAACACACACUCACACAUACACAAACUCUGUCUCCAUGAGGACGUACAGUUAGUCUGUGCAACUGUACGUGAUGAAAACACAUCACACAACAACAAAAUGAUAGCUGUACUUGAAGAAUAAUCCAGAACGUCUAAAUGUAUUUUCAGACUUCUCAAAGAUAUUUAUCCAUAUUGCACAUAUGCACAUUUAUGCAUUUGAGACUAAUUACAAAAAGAAAAAACUUGUAAAAACUGUAUGAAAUGUAAAGGUGAAAACCAAAAUGCGAUUAACUUUUUGUCUUUUGUAAAUUUAAAAGACCAGCAUCUUCUGUCUGAGCUGCUAACAGUCUCUUUCAUCGGGCUACAUAAAAGUAUAUUUUUCAAAAGAAGACAUAUUGAACGCUGGUAUUGAUAACCAGCCGUCAUGUCUUCACUUUGUUGAUUUGUACUUUUCCUAUGGCUCACCAUAGCAGUUUGAGAGUGUGAAUCUUGUACAACAAUCUAUUGUUUCCCUGAAAUAGAUGGAUAUAUAUUUGUAAUUUUCUCUAUUUUACCUUGAGUAUGUAGUCUUUGACCAAUGCUGCCACGCAGCUUUGUUUUUCCUGAAGACCCACAGAAUGACGUACUAGUACUUGUAUGUGCUAGUGGAUCUUUACCUUUUAUGAUAAUGAAACAUUAACAAGUGUUGAGUUAAGAAAGGAUUCUGAAUGUUGUGUAACCUCUUUGGGGAAAAUAAAAGUUUCUUUUCUUUAAGCAUCUUCA